AUGUCCAGUCCAGCAGGUCCGAAACGCAAUGCUAAUCAUUUGACCACUCCACCGGUUGACACGAAGAAGCCGAAGAAUGGCAGCAUCACAUCCUUCUUCCGUCCUCCUAAGGCCAAGUCUGCCGAAUCCAAAUCAACGUCCACCCUCUCGUCCAGCUUCAAUAAACAAAAAUGGGUAGCGUCGUUAACCCCGGAACAGAGGGAGCUCCUGCAGCUUGAAAUCGAAACGUUAGAUGAGAGCUGGCUGUCUCAGCUGAAAGAAGAGUUAGUGACACCCGAAUUCCUAGCGUUAAAACGUUUCCUCCAAAAGGAAAAGCAGUCUGGGGCAAAGAUAUUUCCCCCAGAGAAUGAAAUCUAUUCUUGGUCCCGACAUACCCCCCUUCACAAGGUGAAGGUAGUGAUUGUCGGGCAGGACCCGUACCACAACGACAACCAAGCACACGGUUUAGCAUUCUCAGUCCGGCCUCCGACUCCUGCCCCUCCCUCCCUGGUCAACAUAUACACGGGUAUAAAAAAUGACUACCCAUCCUUUCAACGACCCCCUAACAAGGGAGGUCUUCUAACCAUAUGGGCUGAGCGCGGGGUAUUGAUGCUCAACACCUGCCUAACAGUCCGCGCGCACCAGCCUGCUAGUCAUUCGAACAAAGGGUGGGAACGCUUCACUCAGAGAGCAAUUGAUACGGUAGCCAGAGUGCGAUCUCGCGGAGUGGUCUUUCUUGCAUGGGGUACACCUGCAGGGAAGCGUGUAGCAGGCAUUAACCGACAGAAGCAUUCCGUGCUUCAAUCAGUACAUCCUAGUCCUCUCAGUGCAUCUAGAGGCUUUUUUACCAACGGACAUUUCAAAAAGUGCAACGAGUGGUUGGCUACACGUUAUGGUCCAGACGAGGUCAUCGAUUGGAGUCUGACGUCGGGAACAAAGACUAGCGUCCCCCUUGCUACAAUUCAAAGCCCUUCUGCCCCGGCUGAAAAACCAGCGGACUCUGUUACAAAGAUAUCUGAUCCACAAGCCUCAAAUACGCCCGACAGAACAACCCAGCCCAUGAAAUCCCAAACUACAGAUGAGUUCGAUGACGAUGUCGAUGCCCUCGAAGCUUUAGUGGCAGCAGAGACUGCAAGCUAA
Messenger RNA from Aspergillus alliaceus, 1119 nucleotides. Its product is annotated as uracil-DNA glycosylase. The coding region runs from base 1 to 1119 and encodes 372 amino acids. Gene Ontology annotation, biological process: base-excision repair; base-excision repair, AP site formation via deaminated base removal. Gene Ontology annotation, molecular function: uracil DNA N-glycosylase activity. The record is from RefSeq and is a predicted model, not a curated record. Lineage: Eukaryota; Fungi; Ascomycota; Eurotiomycetes; Eurotiales; Aspergillaceae. Gene Ontology annotation, cellular component: nucleus; mitochondrion. The transcript has 3 exons.